GUCAGCUGUUCACAGAGUCUUUAUUUUUAUAAACAUAACCUUAAAAUUUCAAUGAAAUUCUAUGAUAAUGAUGAAGCAAUGUUUAACCCAAGGGUUCUAAAAAAUGAAAAGUAUUGUCAUGUUGACAAUAAUAAGUGAUCUUAUAAAGAACAGCUAUUUCUAAAAUAAUAAAUUCUUUGAAUUCAAAUAGCAUGGUAAGAGCCAAGAAUGCUUCAUAGUUAUGCAAUUAAAGUAUUACGUGAAAAGUUAUUUGUCUAUUCAGUAAUGAAAAUUUCUCUCAACUUCGCAUACCGUGACACUAAUACAAUUGUUUUACAUGUAAAUUAAGCUUUAUUUGGAUAAAAAUUUUAACGAGACGCUGUUGAUUUGAAGUAUUUUUUAAAUUUACAUGAGCAUAGUUGUCAUGACUGAAGGUCAAUUUGAUUUAUGUGAAACAUGUACAUUUUGAUUGUUAUUGUGAAGGUGAAUCUUGCAUGGUUUCAACUGUGACAAUAAUAUUUUAGAUAUUCCGCAUUUGUUUGAACAGUCAUAAAGGUGUAACAAACAAAUGAGAGCGUGUGAUGUAAUGUAAUCUUGUUUCAGACAGUUUGCGAUUCCGUGAAAACUGCACUCCAUCUAUAAAAAUAAGGGAAUCAGCAUGCUGUCACUCAUAGGCAUAACUUCUAGCAGCCUCAGUGCCAUUCUAGGGUUCGUUACAUUUGUGUGUUGCCUUGGCUACUGGCACUUUACUAGGACUUUCAACCAUUGGUCGAAGAGAGGGGUCAUACAUGAGCCCCCGAAAAUAUUCUUUGGUAAUAUCAAAGAUCGGAUACUACUGAGGAAAUCAUUCCACGAGUUCCAGAAGGAGAUUUAUUGGAAAUUCAAGGGUCACAAAUUUGCAGGUUUGUUCGAGGGCCGCCGCCCCACCCUGAUCCUGCUAGACGCUGACCUGGUGAAGGCGGUGCUAGUGCGCGACUCUGACCACUUCGUCGACCGGCCGGUGCUGCAGUUCCGCGACUCGCCCUACAUCCACAACAUGAUCCUCAACCUGAAGGGCGCCCGGUGGAAGGCCGUCCGCGCACACAUGACCCCCGCCUUCUCGUCGGGCAAGCUCAAGGCCAUGGAGCCGCUCAUCACAGUUUGUGCCAAACAGCUGCAGGAGUUCAUCGAUCGCACUGUCAUUGCUGUUGAAGAUGGUGUGAUGGACAUGAAAGACCUGUUCGGUCGGUUCACAAUGGACGUGAUCGCGUCGUGUGCUUUCGGCGUGCAAUGCGAUUCGCUCAAGGACCGCGACGCUGAAUUCAUCCGGCAGAUGUCGCGAUUCGGCGACCUGAGCAUCGCGCGGAGACUCAUCGUGUUCAUGGUGCUCAUAUUGGCGCCGAAAAUGUCCCGAUUUCUGCCCAUAUCGUUCUUCAACAUGGACUCAAUCCACUAUCUUGCCGGAGCCGUUAAGCGGGCUAAGAAGUUUCGACUUGAAAAUAGCAGCAACCGUCGAAACGAUUUCCUUCAACUGAUGCUCGACGCUGAGCUGAAUUCGGAAGAAAACGCUGAAAAGUUGAAAUCGGAAAACGCCGAUGUGGUGCUGAUGACCGAGGACAUAGUGAUCGCUCAGUCCAUCCUGUUCCUGAUCGCUGGCUUCGAGACAUCCAGCACUCUGCUCACAUUCGCCAGCUACGAGCUUGCCUUGAACAUCGAUGCGCAGAACAGGGUGCGCAAUGAAAUCAACGAGGUUCUCGAGAGGCACGGCGGCCAGGUCAACUAUCAAGCUUUGAACGAAAUGAACUAUUUGGAGAUGGUUUUGAAUGAGGCGUUACGCAAACACCCACCCGUGGCCAGGAUAGACAGGGUGUGCACUAAAGCCUACAAAGUGCCGCAAACCAACAUCACUCUUCAGCCGGGAGACUCAGUGUCUGCGCCAGCUAUUGGCUUCCACUACGACCCGGACUACUUUCCUGAUCCGGAAAAAUUCGAUCCGGAGAGGUUUGCACCCGAACUGAAACACGAAAGGUCACCUUACGUGUUCCUUCCGUUCGGUGCAGGACCGAGGAACUGCAUUGGGCUGAGAUUCGCUCUGCUCAGUACUAAAGCAGCCAUGGCGCAUCUAUUGAAAGGCUACCAGUUACUGCCUUGCGAGAAAACACAAGUGCCAUACACGUUCAGCAAGUCUUCAAUGCUACUGAAGCCAGUUGAUGGCAUCUGGCUAAAAAUUGAAAAACUAUAGCCAAAAACCGUCAAGCUUUAUUCAAGUGUAAUCGAAUUAACACAAAGUAUGACCUUUUGAUGUAUAGACUUUUUGUAGCUUUUGGGUUAACGAUCUAUCAAGGCAACUGAUAACGCAUUAUACCGCACCUAGUUGUGUUGUCUCAAAGCAACUUGUUGCGUUCUCCAUGGAACAUGGAGACUUCGAUUAUUGAAAUUCAUUAGACCUGACCCUAACUUCUAGUUUCAACGGACAUUUUCGACUGACAGGUGAACAUUCUUUCGUAAGAUGUCCUGCAAGAGCAAAAACAUCUGCACACCUGCGUCGGAAGUGACUGGUACUAGGGUUUUGGUUUUUGACUGUACCGUCGAAAAUGUCCGGCAAAGCGUAACGUUAGUAGCAUUCUUUAGGUAUUCGGCUCUUAUUAGAUUAGGCAUUGGUUCAUAUGAAGCUUACUUGAAUUGGGCAGCCGACUCGGCGACCAGACCAAAGCUAAUAAAAUAUUAUUUCUGUUGCAAUAAUAAUAUUACUCAAUAAUAAAUGCUACUCAAUCGGUUAGAACUGGAUAAGAUCAUUAACAAUAUUGUUAUAAUACCGUACUCGAAAACUUUUCAGGAGGUUUCCCAAUAAUGUGCCAAUUGCUGAGGAAGUAUAAGGAAUAUGUGAUGAAAAUCAAAACUUUGUAGAAAUGUAUACUACUAGAUAAAUAAAUGUUUUAUAAAGUUUGCAGUAAUUGUGA
Molecule: messenger RNA, 2918 nt
Organism: Nilaparvata lugens (brown planthopper)
Lineage: Eukaryota; Metazoa; Arthropoda; Insecta; Hemiptera; Delphacidae
Product: cytochrome P450 6j1
Exons: 7
Coding region: 638-2200 (520 amino acids)
Molecular function (GO): oxidoreductase activity, acting on paired donors, with incorporation or reduction of molecular oxygen; monooxygenase activity; heme binding
Source: RefSeq, a predicted model, not a curated record